Messenger RNA from Notolabrus celidotus (New Zealand spotty), 2042 nucleotides. It is a transcript of the gene thumpd3, whose product is annotated as THUMP domain containing 3. The record is from RefSeq and is a predicted model, not a curated record. Gene Ontology annotation, biological process: tRNA methylation. NCBI's taxonomy places the organism in Eukaryota, Metazoa, Chordata, Actinopteri, Labriformes, Labridae. The transcript is spliced from 10 exons. Gene Ontology annotation, molecular function: tRNA (guanine) methyltransferase activity; RNA binding. The coding region runs from base 222 to 1712 and encodes 496 amino acids.
GGAAGUGUUAUUGUUGUUUCUGCAACGUUGAAUCAACGUGUUGUCACCUCGUGUGUGACAGAUUGGUCUGACUCCAGUAAGCUAGUUUGAUUCAUUUUACAGUCCCCGGUGUAUGACUUUUGAAAGCUUUUAAAGGUGCCAGAGGUCAGCCACAUAGCUUGACACCAGCUGUGACACAUAGCUACACUUACAACUCUCUGUUCAACACACAAAUCUACAGCAUGUCCUCGCAAGAGGAAGGGGCUGCUGAGCAGGGCCCCAACACAGAAGUACCAUCAAGCUCUUCCUCGUCCACUGACAAUGAAGCAACCACUGGUGACAUCAUCACCGUCACCAUUGGAGCCACUGUGCCCACAGGGUUUGAGCACACUGCUGCUGAAGAGGUUAAGGAGAAAAUUGGUGUUGAAACACGAAUCAGCAAAGACCGUGGACGCAUAUACUUUCCAAUAACCACUGAUAAGCUUUUCCAGGUCCACCUUUUGAGGUCUGUUGACAACCUGUUUGUUGUGGUUGAGGAAUAUGAUAAUUAUCAGUUCAAAGAAUCAAAGGAAGAGACUUUGAUGGAGCUGCAGGAGCUAGCCUCCAAACUCUCUUGGACUAAAGCCUUGGAAGUUUGGAAACUAAACCGCUCUCUAAAGAAGAAGAAAGGCCAUCGGAAAGGAGGAAAUAGCACCAAAUUAAAAGCCAAUAAUGUGACCGCUGAUGCACCUGUGCCUGAUGCUGAACACCAAGAGUUACCUCAAGAGCCUGCUGCUGAAGGCCAGACAAAUUCAGAGAACACACUUGACAUGGAGAGCACCCCGCAGGAGUCAGAGGAGGCUGCACCUGAGGCCAAAGUCCUCAAGUUUCGUGUGACGUGCAACAGAGCUGGUGACAAACACAGCUUUUCUUCUAAUGAGGCAGCCAGGGACUUUGGUGGGGCUGUGCAGGAAUUCUUCCUGUGGAAAGCAGACAUGACAAAGUUUGACAUAGAGGUGUUGCUAAACAUACACAAUGUUGAGGUGGUGAUUGGCAUCGCACUUACAGAAGAGAGUCUUCACAGGAGGAACAUCAGUCACUUUGGGCCUACUACUCUGCGCUCUACCUUGUGCUAUGGCAUGCUAAGGCUGUGUAAACCUGAGGCGUCAGAUAUAAUCCUGGAUCCAAUGUGUGGGACUGGAGCUAUACCGCUGGAGGGGGCCAUUGAAUUUGGCAAUUCAUUCUACAUUGCUGGAGACAACUAUGACAUGGCAGUGAACCGCACAGUCAAUAACAUAUGCCACAUCCAAAAACGGAGGGCAGAAAAGGGCAGUGUGUCUGGAUUGCCCAUUGACACAGUGCGUUGGGAUCUGUGCAACUUACCCAUGAGGACCAGCUCUGUUGACAUAAUCAUCACGGACAUGCCCUUUGGGAAAAGAAUGGGCUCCAGGAAGAAGAACUGGGACCUCUACCCCUCUUGUUUGAGAGAAAUGGCUCGCGUGUGCAGACCAGGCUCAGGGAAGGCUGUGUUGUUGACACAGGACAAGAAAUGUUUCUCUAAGGCUAUCUCGAGGAUGGGAGGGCUGUGGAGGAAGAUGCACACUGUUUGGGUCAACGUUGGAGGUUUACAUGCUGGAGUCUACCUCCUCAAGAGGACCGGGGCUGUGUAUGGUCAAACUCCAGAAGACAUCUAUGAAUCACGAAGAACGGUUAACACGCAGGGGGAUGAGAAGGAUGACAAGGAGCUCUCUUAACUUGCAUCCUGUAUUUGAGUGCAGAAUUUGUGUUUCAGGAAAUGUUUGAUUUGAAAUAUGUAUGUUCUUACUGAUUUGACAUUGGUUCAUUGGUCAAGCGUGCCAAGAUAUCAGAUUUUUGUAUUUCUUAUUUGGUUUAUUGUGAAAAAUUGAUAACUUGAGAGGGGAAGCCUACAGCAGCGGUUUAGUGGCCCUCACACACACUGACUGAAGAUAUCAUUUGUCAAUACGCUCCAGAAAGUUGUUCAAUGCAAGCGUUAAACCCACUAUGUUCACUCUACAGGAACCACAUGUUGCUUUCUGUUCUUGUCAAUAAAUAUUAAAACUUAA